Messenger RNA from Mycena citricolor, 2283 nucleotides. The record is from the annotation of a GenBank genome assembly. NCBI's taxonomy places the organism in Eukaryota, Fungi, Basidiomycota, Agaricomycetes, Agaricales, Mycenaceae.
AGAAUCAUCCAUCCUUAGUCAAUCGCCACAAUUUGGAAGCUAGUGCUGCGCGCUGAUCCAUCCGUUCUUGAACUAUCAUGUCUUUCAAGCAAACGUCUCUGUUUCCACCGACGCCUAACACGACCCGCGGAACGUCAACGAAACUAAGUGCGCACAAGGACAAGAUCGUCUAUACAAAUGGGAAGUCGGUUAUCAUUCGUGAUCUGAACAAUCCAUUGCUCGCGACUGUGUACACGGGGCAUGUCCAGAACACGACGGUCGCUCGAAUCUCUCCAUCAGGGUACUACUGCGCGUCUGCGGACGCCUUCGGGACCGUACGGGUGUGGGACACCGUAGGGGAAGAUCAGGUUCUAAAGGGGGAGUACAAGGUCAUCGCAGGUCGCAUAAACGAUCUGGAAUGGGACGGAGAAAGCAAGCGGAUCAUCGCCGUGGGCGAUGGGCGGGAGAAAUUUGGACACGCUUUCAUGAUGGAUAGCGGCUCGUCCACUGGUGAGAUCGCUGGCCAUUCCAAGGCGAUCAAUGCUGUCGCUAUCCGCCACCAGCGUCCUUUCCGUGCUGUGACAGCUGGAGAUGACGCUAAUAUCAUCUUCCACCAGGGUGUACCGUUCAAGUAUGACAAGACCAUCCGGACACACACCAAAUUUGUCCAGGAUGUGCGUUACUCUCCUUCCGGAGACCACUUCGCGAGUGUGGGCUCGGACUACAAGGUGUUCUUGUACGACGGCAAGACUGGGGACACGAUUGCAGAGUUCACCGACAGCCCGCACAAGGGUAGUGUGAUGGCUUGCUCCUGGAGUCCGGAUAGCAAAUCUUUCGCAACAUCGUCAGCCGAUGGAACCGUCAAGCUUUGGGACAUCGAGACUCAUAAAGCAACAACUACCUGGUCGCUGGGAGCUGGAGUGAACAACCAACAGGUCGGAAACGUUUGGAGUCGUGAAACGGACAUCGUUUCUCUAUCGUUGUCUGGGGAUCUCAAUGUAUUCGAUUCCCGUGCGGGAGAUAAGCCAGGCCGUGUAUUCACGGGUCCCCAAAAGUCAAUCACCGGAGUGGCCCCAUCCAGUAACGGAACUUUCCUUGCUGGAACUGCCGAUGGACGGAUCGUCGAAUACACAACCUCCUCAGGCGAAACCAAAGCCGUACAUGGACAAUCCCAUACCGGCCUGGUUGUGGGACUUGCAUCUGGGUCGAACGGCAAGAUCUUCUCGGCAGGCUUUGAUGAUCGACUUCGAGAGAUCCAAGCGGCGAGUUUCACUGAAGCUUCCAUCGGGACUGCUUCUCAGCCAAAGGCGAUCGCAGUUGCUGCGGACGGGACGGUAUUUGUUGCCGAAGCCGGGGGAGUCGAAGCUGUGCGGGACAACCAGAAGGUGACGCAUCUGGCCACCAAAUUUGUGCCGAGUGCUGUGGGAACGAGCGCGUCGGUCGUUGCGGUUGGAGGAGAGGAUCAGAAAGUCAGGCUCUAUGAGUGGAGUGGGACAGCAUUCAAGGAGACCGGCGUUCUCGAUAACAACAAGGGUGUUGUCUCGGCCAUUGAGUUCUCUCCAGACGGAGCUCUGCUGGCCGUUGGUGAUUCUAGCGGUCGGAUAGCUUUGUACGACGUGAAAGAGCAGAAGUUGGUCACUGCCCGAUGGUCCUUCCACUCUGCUCGCGUUAACUCUUUGUGUUGGACCGCUGAUUCCAAGCACUGUGCUUCGGGAUCUCUGGACACCCAUGUGUACAUUUGGAGUGUGGCUAACCCGACUCGAAACAUUGCGCUCAAGAACGCAGGCCCCGGUGGUGUGAACAGUGUGCUCUGGGUCGGAGAGGGCAAGUUGGUCAGUGCUGGCGCAGAUGGAUGUGUCAGGCAGUGGGACGUGGUACUCCAUAAUUAACCUGAAUGCACCGGCAUUGUAUUCCAUGAUGUGGUUGGCCCUAUACUCCUGCCGGACUCAUUAUCACAUUGCAUACUGAUCCAGUCAGCAUCGCAUCGCUAUGCUACUUUUUACGCUCCAAACGCCAUUUGUAGACUCUCGGCUUGUAGGUCUUGGGAUCCACGAACUUUGGCUUCGGCUCCUUUCGUUUUCCUCGCCUCGCGUCAAUCUCAUCUUCAUCUUCCUCGUCAUCGUCUCCGUCCACAGCCUCGACACCCGCAAUUUUUUGCCGCGCGCCUUUGCCCAUGAGUUGGCGUUGCAUCUCGAACUCUCGUUCUGCAUAUCGCAGCUGUCGAUCACGGAAUAACCGCGCAGAAAGCUCCUUCAACAGGCGCGUGCGAUUGGUGCGGGCGACUUCCAGGUGCUCUUCCUCGUC